Messenger RNA from Gekko japonicus, 4620 nucleotides. RefSeq names its product sorbin and SH3 domain containing 2 (gene SORBS2). Gene Ontology annotation, molecular function: protein binding. Gene Ontology annotation, biological process: Notch signaling pathway. Lineage: Eukaryota; Metazoa; Chordata; Lepidosauria; Squamata; Gekkonidae. Gene Ontology annotation, cellular component: dendrite; neuronal cell body; plasma membrane. Bases 1 to 3600 code for a protein of 1199 amino acids. The record is from RefSeq and is a predicted model, not a curated record. The transcript is spliced from 21 exons.
AUGAAUACAGAUAGUGGUGGGUGUGCUCGCAAACGUGCUGCCAUGUCUGUCAAAUUAACUGCUGUGAAGAGGGUUCAGAGUUCUCCAAACCUAUUGACCGCAGGACUUGAUUCUCAGUCUCCAGACUCAGCUUGGAGAUCAUUUAACAAUGGGAGUAGAGAGACACUGAAUGGAGACACUAGCAGUUCCUCUCUUGCAGCAAAAGGCUUUCGAAGUGUCCGUCCAAAUCUACAAGAAAAGAAAUCGCCAGUUCAGGCUCAGAUAACAGUGAACGGGACCUCUAGUGCAGCUGUCAGCCCAAUGAGUCACUUUCAAAGGCCUUUCUCCCCUUCCUUGGCAUACUGUCCACCAACUUCACUCAAUUCAAGCACAGUUGUCCUACAGCAUAGUAGGACGAUGGAAUCCACGGAGACCUACACACAGCAUGCUCAUUCUCUUGGCGGCAGCAGCACCACCAGUACAAUACCAAUCAGUAGAACUUCUGAGGAAGAAAAGAAAGUCACAGUCAUUAAAGCUCCACAUUAUUCAGGGAUUGGCCCAGUUGAUGAAUCAGGAAUCCCGACUGCAAUUAGAACGACAGUUGACAGGCCGAAGGAUUGGUAUAAGACGAUGUUCAAGCAAAUCCACAUGGUUCACAAGCCUGAUGACGACACAGACAUGUAUAAUACUACAUAUGCAUAUAAUACUGGUAACUUCAGCCCAUCCUUUUCCAGUCAAGCACAUCCUGCUGCCAAGACUCAGACAUACAGACCACUGACAAAAAGUACUUCUGACAACAGCACUGAAGCCUUUAAGGUCUCAUCCCCUGUACCUCCACCACCUCCAGUACCACCGAUUCGUCCACGGCAGAGAUCUGCACCCGAGAAAAAUGACUGGGACCCUCCUGAUAGAAAAGUGGACACCCGCAAAUUCCGUUCGGAACCAAGGAGCAUUUUUGAAUAUGAGCCAGGGAAGUCUUCAAUUCUUGAACACGAAAGACCGACUUCCUUGUAUUACAGUCCAACAGACAGAGGCUUGGACAGACCUUCUAGUUCUGCAAGUACCGCAAGUGACUACAGGAAAAGAAGGAAGUCAGAACCUGCAGUAACUCAGCAGAGGGCGCACAAUGACCCAAAUGCAAACCGGGCCAGUCUGGGCCGUACAGAUACACAGAGCACCUACGCUACCCUUAGGAAGCCUGUCACUAGCUCAUCUCCAUCUUCUCCGUCCAGAGCAAAAGGUGGGGAUAUUAGCACACCAUACUCACCCCUUCCCAGUUAUUCAGUGCCCAACCACAGCACCUCAAAUGAAUCAGAUUACUGUAGUAGGACCUAUGGACAGCGUUUGGCUGUCCCAAGUGACUCAAGAAGGGCAAUCAGCUACAAAAAUGGCUGGCAAAUGGCCCGCCAAAAUGCAGAAGUCUGGAGCAGCACAGAAGAAACUUCCUCCCCCAAGCGGAAAUCUCGAAGCUGUGAUGACCUGCUAGCAGAUGAACACUGUAACUUUCCUGACCCUCAGAAUAAGUCUGAAAGCAUGGUGUCUCUGUUAUGUGAGGAAGAUUCUAAAAGUGGGUCUUCACUUACCUGGGCCUCCCCAUAUUCUGAGAGCCGAGGUCCCGGUAGGUCAAGAGCCCGUCAUCGAUCAGCCCAUGAUGCCCCCGGGUUCCUCAAAAUGUAUAAAAGAAUGCACCGCAUCAAUCGUAAAGACUUGCUCAAUUCUGAAGUGAUUUGUUCUGUGAAGUCCAGGGUAUUGCAGUAUGAAAAAGAGCAACACAGAGCCCUUUUGCAUGGCUGGAAGGAAUCCUCUGCUGAGGAAGUGCCCAGAGAUAUGGUGCCCAAUAGAAUAUCUGAAUUUGAAAAACUAAUUCAGAAGUCCAAAUCAAUGCCAAAUUUAGGUGACGAAGCAUUAUCCACAAUGACCCUCCUUGAACCUCCUAAAAAUGGUUUAUUCUCAAAGAGGCGGUUUUCUAUUGAGUCCUUGCUGGAGGAGGAAAAUCAAAGUAGGCAUGCAGCUCAGGUACAAAGGAACUGCAAAUCUAAAACUCUGGUGCCAAUUCAUAUCGAAGUGACCAGUGAGGAACCACAAAGAUCUCAAUUGGAGUAUUCGGACAGUGACCAAGAUGGAGUGGUCUCUGACCUCAGUGACUUCAUACAGAUAGAAGGCUCGUCUUUUUGCAGCGAAAGUGAUUUUGAUCACUUUUCCUUUACGUCUUCUGAAAGUUUUUAUGGUUCAGGCCACCACCAUCACCACCACCACCACCAUCAUCACCACCAUCACAAACAUCUUAUCAGCUCCUGCAAGGGGCGGUGCCCAGCAUCCUAUACACGCUUCACUACAAUGCUGAAGCACGAAAGGGCUAAACAAGAACCGACUCCCGAAGACCCUAGAAGGCAAGAUGCUGACCCUGGCCUCUCUAAGAUAGCAUUUCUAGUCAGCCCAGUGCCUUUCCGGAGGAAAAAACCCGCAAUCCCCCAAAAGAAGGCUGAAAAGACUAAAUGCAAAUCUUCCGUCUUUGAAGCCCUGGACUCUGCUCUGAAGGAUAUCUGUGACCAAAUCAAAGCAGAAAAAAGGAGGGGAAGCUUGCCUGAUAACAGUAUAUUGCACAGACUUAUUUCUGAGCUGCUUCCAGACAUUCCUGAAAGGAAUUCCUCCCUUAAAGCUCUUAGAAAGAGCCCCAUUCAUGAGCCUUUUCACCCACUGCCUCAAGAUGGUGCUAUUCGUUGCCCAUUGUAUGAAUGUGGAAGGUUGCCUCUUAGUGCCUCUUACCAAGACAUGGAUCCGGUGAACAACGGCAGCCAAGAAAACGAUAGUUUCCCAGACCAGGGGUCUCCUGGGAACUAUUCUUCUACUUUCACUGAUGUGGGUCGAUGUACUCCAAAGGAAAGAAGAGGAACUCCAGAGAGAGAGAGAUUGCCUGCUAGAGCAGUAUACGAUUUUAAGGCUCAGACCUCUAAGGAACUAUCCUUCAAGAAAGGAGAUACUGUCUAUAUCCUCAGGAAAGUGGAUCAAAACUGGUACGAGGGUGAGCACUAUGGAAGAGUUGGGAUUUUUCCUAUUUCUUACGUUGAGAAACUCACUCCCCCUGAAAAAGCACAGCCGGCAAGGCCACCGCCCCCAGCACACAUUGGAGAGAUUGGAGAAGCUGUUGCCAAAUACAAUUUCAAUGCGGAUACAAAUGUGGAACUGUCUCUGAGAAAGGGAGACAAAGUAAUUCUCCUCAGACGGGUUGAUCAGAACUGGUACGAAGGCAAACUUCCAGGAACCAACAGGCAAGGCAUCUUUCCUGUGUCCUAUGUAGAAACCGUCAAAAAGAACACAGCCAAAGGGGCUGAGGAUUAUCCUGUUCCUCCAAUACCCCAGAGUUAUUCCAGUGACAGAAUACACCAUUUAGGUUCAGCUAAGCCACAGCGCCCUGUGCUUGCUCAUGAAAAUAUACACAGUGGGGGGGAACCGUUUCAGGUUCUGUAUAACUAUACUCCUAGGAACGAAGAUGAAUUGGAGCUCAGAGAGGGAGAUAUCAUUGAUGUGAUGGAAAAGUGUGAUGAUGGAUGGUUUGUGGGAACCUCAAGAAGAACAAAAUUCUUUGGUACUUUCCCUGGAAACUAUGUCAAGAGGCUGUGAAAUUUUGUUUCAUUUAUUUUUCCCCCCCUACUUAUUUAUGCUGCAUCUCUGCAACACCACAUCUGCAUAUAAAGCUGCUAGAAAAACAUGCUCCACCGGCCUUCCGUUUUCCUGCUUUGCAGUUCCGAGUAGAAGCCAUCUAAUUCAUCUUCACCACCACCCAUCUUCAUCUGCCAGCCCAGCAGUAUUACCGUUAACGUCUACGAUGGGAUAUUUUAUAGGAAAUGAAGAAUUAAUUCAACAUUUAGUACAUUUUUUUCCUUGCAUCACACUUUCUCUGCUGCCUUCCAGUUUGAAAUACAGAAAUAAGACAAAAAAGUUUAGGGUCAGCAUGAUGCUUCAAGGAGACCCAUAUUAUUUGGAGUAUUCACAAUACUAUCCUUAAGGGGGAAAUGUUCGCCGCUUAGAUACAUCAGAUUGCAUUUUUUCCUACUUUUUAAUUGUUGUUUGAGAUUUUCAUGUUCCUUUUAUGCACAUGGUACUUUCAUUUCAUUGUGUCACAGGUAUGCCUCUUUUACUUGGCUUCAGACAGUAUUGUACAGAUGCUGAAUGCGCAGUUGCAUUUCCUGUACUGGCACACAUUGCGGCCUGAAGUUGGGGUGCAUGCAUCUCUCUGUGCGAAGCAGGUGCUCCCCAUGCAGUGCAGGGAAAAUGUGGAAGUCCUCAUUUCAUACCUUAAUGAUGAGUGUAGGAAAAGAAAGAAACAAAAACACAUCUCACUUUCUGCACUGAUGUCUGUUAAGGCCCUACAUAGAGUCUCUCUUUGUGCAGAGAGGUUGGUACUACCAAAGAAAGUACAUUCCUAUUCCCAUCACUAAUGAUAUGUGUGAAAUGAGAAACACACUAAUAUAUCCUAUAUUUGUACAUAUCAUUAAUAUCUGAAGCAUCUCCAAAGGAAAUUGAGUUUACUUCUUGACACUAAGGAAGUGUCUUGAAAAAUCAUUAACAAUUAUGAGCCAGGCCAAGGGUGAAAGUAUUUAUAUACCCUGUUUCCCCGAAAAUAAGACCUACCCCAAAAAU